CAGAGAGAAAACAUCAGAACCAUAACAAACAUAAAUAACCUAAAUUAGGCUUAACGGCUAUUAAAAUACUAAAGUGAAGGCAAGGCAAACGGCAAUGGUAUCCAAUACGAUGGCUGCCAGUACAACUAUUGCCAGAAACGAAAAAUCAAGCUUGGAUAGUGAUGACGACUACACCUCGGCCAUGUCACAUCUCACUAUUGGCGUCCAGAUACAGGAGCUUUCGAAGCGGCUGCAGAACACCACAGAGGAACUGCAUCAACAGGUGCGCGACAAGCAUGGCGCUCUGCUACAACAGGCGACACAUGCCGGCCGCUUCGAUGCGGCACUCAACUCGCUGGCCGAGGAUGUGCAACGCGUACGAGCCACAGGCCAUCGACUAAAGAGCCAAGUUGAUAACCAAUAUCAAUUGGUGGAGAAUCAGACACAAGUGCUGGGUCGAUUGCAUGACGUGUCACACUUGCUGCGCUCUGCUGGUACCUUGCUUACGUUGACGGCCAAGUUAAAGAACACGAAAGAUGUUCUAAGGCAGGCCGAGCUUCAUUUCGAGCUGGGACAAUUGAUAGAAGAUAAGGAUCUUAAGGACAUUGAGUUUAUACAAGAGGAACGUGCCUAUGUGCUAAGUUCAAGACAAAAGAUACGCAACCUAACACAGAUGCAGCUGGUCACAGGACUGCAGGAGCGCAAUCAGACGCAGGUGGUGAAUGCUCUAAAGAUCUUUAUGAAUUUUAACACGCUGGAAAAAUCACUUGAAAAUUUACUUGCCACAUUCAUCGCCGACAUGGAGCAAUCGCUAAAGGAGUGCUUUGCUGGCACUGAUAUAUCCGUACUCAAUAAAGCGGAUGCUGUGCGGUCGCCCACUCAUGGCGGCAAUAGUUCGACCAAGGCUCAGGCAAGUCGAGGGCCCGGCAAGGCGCCACAGUUAACUACAACACAAAAUUUUCGGGCCAAGUUUUGGAAAUCGCUGCACUGGCUGCUCUAUGAUGAGCUCUACGAGAGCUGCACUCAGAUCAAGCUGCUGAAAUUGUCGCUGGAGCAAAUCAAUCAAUUUGGUUACACCAGCGAAUCAUCGGACCAAUGCAUUCCACAGCGCUUCUGGCAGCGUGUACAGCAGCUAUUGCGCAAAUCCUUUGACGAGUGCACGCAACAUGUCAACCAGACACUGCAGGAGGGUCUGUCCAAGCUACUAACAUCGGCCCGUGGACUCGAACAGCGGCUGAAUAAUGAAUUCCAAUUUGACAACGAGCUCUUCGCCCCACUUGAGGUGGGCUAUGUGAGCAAGUGUGCUGCUAACCUUAAAGCCUGCUUGGCUGGAGUUGAUUUGCCCGGCAAUGAAACAGUGGAUAACUUCAUCAGGGUCGCCUCGACGGAGUUGAGCGCAGCAUUGAUUGAUAGCCAACUCAGCAAUGCGAUUGCAAAUGUUUUCAUUGCCUGUGGCAAGGAGCUGUGCACCAAACUGGAAGCACAAAUCAAACUGAGCGCUGAUUCCAAGCAAGUUGUGGACUUGCCCAACUUACAGCAACAGCAGAAUACGCAGCUGGCUAAUGUGCUUUACUACUACAAGGAUUCAGUGCGUCGCAUGUUGAGCGAUCUGCAAAUGCAAUUCGAGCGAACGCCUAGUGCAGCACGCUCGAACAUAGCCCGCUCGUUGGAUCAGGCAGAUUUGUUAAUUGGCACCAUAUUGCAACAGAUUAUGGAGUCGAUUAUCACAGCCAUUAGCAUUAUUAUCCUAAGCAUGCAUCGGGAGCCGGGUCUUAACACAGAUCGACUGCCUACAACGGGGCCAUCUAUGUACAUGAAGGAACUGCAGGAGUUUGUCACUCGCUCUUGGUCGCACCACAUUGAACUCUUUGAUGAUAAGGAGAUGACUGGCAAAUGUGGACAGGAGUUGGCGAAGCGCUGCAUUGAGCUCUUCAUACACAACCUGUGCAUAUUACGACCGUUGAGCAUGGCUGGCAGGCAGCGUCUGAAACACGAUUGCCAACACAUGGAGCAGGCACUGAAACCACUUUGUCCCAAUUUCGCGGAGCUGGGCAAACCCUCGCGUUUGCUCCGGGCAAUGUCGCUGCUGAUUGUACAGAGCGCUCAAGAGUUGGUCAAGCAGUCAGUGGGCGCGGAUUCACUGGUGCCAAGCUAUGUUGUGCUUCUGCUCAUGUUUGGCCAUGCUGGAGCAGAGCUUCAGUCACCGCACACGACUGCAAAUUGGUCAAAUGAACGCCUGAUUGAAUGGCUGGAUGGACAUACGGCAGAGCGCGAGAAAUUGGAGUUGAUAUCGGGUGCACUGCAAAGAUAUCGAGACAAUGCCAGGCGCAAGAAUAUUCAGCAAUAUGAUGAGAUAUAUCCUAUGAUGGUGGAUUACUUUGAAAAGGCUUUAAAGGCCAUCAGUGUUUAAUCUAUUAAUUGAAGUUUUUAAAUAUUUAUCAAAUAAAGUAUUUUACGUGA
Drosophila hydei is the source of this 2439-nucleotide messenger RNA. It is a transcript of the gene fws, whose product is annotated as conserved oligomeric Golgi complex subunit 5. Bases 95 to 2389 code for a protein of 764 amino acids. Lineage: Eukaryota; Metazoa; Arthropoda; Insecta; Diptera; Drosophilidae. Gene Ontology annotation, cellular component: COG complex. The record is from RefSeq and is a predicted model, not a curated record. Gene Ontology annotation, biological process: intra-Golgi vesicle-mediated transport. The transcript is spliced from 5 exons.